Molecule: messenger RNA, 915 nt
Organism: Hirsutella rhossiliensis
Lineage: Eukaryota; Fungi; Ascomycota; Sordariomycetes; Hypocreales; Ophiocordycipitaceae
Product: transposase-like protein
Exons: 5
Coding region: 1-915 (304 amino acids)
Source: RefSeq, a predicted model, not a curated record
AUGAUGAGAUCUCUUUCCCUUGGCCUUCUACGUCGAUAUGACAUUCGAUACGAUCCCAAAUCUCACCGACUCCGCUGCCAAGGUCACAUUAUCAACCUUGCCGCCAAAGCUUUCCUCUUCGUUACCGAUAAUGAGAAGCUCAAAGACGACGAACGUGAUGGGCAUAAUCUCCACAACUUCGUGGUUUUCGUCCAAAGUAGUGUUCAGCGUCGCCAAAAGUUUCUGGCCAUCAGCCAUAAUCGCAAGCUUGCGCGAGAUAAUGACACGAGGUGGAGUUCGUGGUACACCAUGCUACGAGCGGCCUUGCAUCUUAGAGGCGCAGUCGAGGAUAUUUCAACAAAUGGGUGGAAGGAGAUUGUGCCGGAGACGAGCUCUCCCGAGGAGUGGGUCAUCCUCGAGAAGAUCAAGUCUUUCUUGGAGAAGCUUAAAAUGACGACAAAGGCCCUUGAGUCAUCGUUUGCAACUCUUGACAAUGUUCUCUUGGCUAUGGACUUCGUAUUGGCGCAAUUCGAAGCAGGAAAAGAGGCACAUAUCGACGAUCCGAUUAUGGCACCAAUGUAUAACUCGGGCUGGGCGAAGAUGGAUAAGUACUAUUGUCUUACUGACGAAUCGCCUGCCUACGUCGCUGCGAUUGUGCUUCACCCUUCGCAUAAAUGGCACUACAUACACGAAAACUGGAAGAAGGAGUGGGCUGACUCGUCAAAGAAGCUGAUGGAGACACUGUGGGAUGAUUAUAAACCUGUGGAGCCGCCUUCUCUAUCUGAGGUUCCGUUGACGACCACGAACGAGUUCUUGAAUUGGAGAAACAAGCACCUACAACCAGCACUUAUCACAGACGAGUACGAGCGAUAUUCAAAGAACUACCCAUACCUGAGCAAAAUGGCGACCGUCGAAAUCGACUUGGGAGUGAUGUAA